AUGCCCAUCAUAGAAAGGUCAUUUCGUAAUCAAGAGUAUAACAAUCCGAACAACCCGCCCUGGCAAAAGCUAUUGUGGGUAAAGCAAAAUUAUCCAGAUAAUUAUGUAGACAGUACAUUCUUGGACGAGUUACAAAGGAAUGUAAAUGUACGCACUUAUGAUUAUUGGACCAUGGUAUACGAGUCGGGUGUGAUUACUCAACACCUAAGCAGUGUAGUGAUAUUUAUCGCUAUAUUUAUCUAUUUACAACUACAUUCAAUAACUGGAUACAACCUCAUUUGGACUGGUUCAUUUCUUACUGGAAUUGGAUAUAUUUUUUGGGACCUUAUUAUGUUGAAGACGAGAAGCAAUUAUGAGUUUAAACGAAAAAGGGUAGCAAAAAGUGCAUUUUUCUUCUUCAUUACACUGCUUGGUCUAUCGCCAAUUUUGAAAACGCUGACAAGCCAGAUAAGCGAUGAUACCAUAUGGGCCUUGACAGUGAUCUGCUUUCUCAUCAACGUCCUAUUCCAUGAUUACAAAACAUCCACUACCAAUACCAUGAAAGGAGGGCGGUGCAAACGGGAAUUCUUGGCUCACAAUUUCCUUCAUUACAAAACUGCUUCACUGAACAGAAUACCCGGUUCAUUAUCAACAAAUGCAGCCAUUUUCGCCUCAGUAUUACUUGCAUCAAGAUUAGAUACAAAUUAUGACGUUUUUGGAUUGCUCUCUUUCGCAGUCGAAUGGUUUUCCUUGUUUCCUAUAUUUAGAAGACAUUUAAGAGACCUGAAGCCAGGGAUACAAAUCGGACUCACCGCCACUAUGCUACUUACUUGUGUUCUCAUGUUUCUCAAAAUCUCCAAAGCGGUUGUCUUUAUCUACAUUUUAGGCUUUAGCUUUCUAACCUUCAUUUGUCCAUAUUGGCUGAUAUUUAUCCAAAAGUACAAAAAUGAAAUUCAUGGACCAUGGGAUGAAGCAAGACCGCGGUUACAAAGAACUAGACGUAAUGUCUAUAGAAAAAGAACUGUUACUACUAAUUCUGCUGCUCCUCCUCCUCCUACUACUACUACUACCAACGUUAAUAGUGCACCCUCAAAUAACAACACCAAAUCAGGUUAA
Messenger RNA from Mycotypha africana, 1095 nucleotides. Its product is annotated as phosphatidylinositol N-acetylglucosaminyltransferase subunit C. Gene Ontology annotation, cellular component: glycosylphosphatidylinositol-N-acetylglucosaminyltransferase (GPI-GnT) complex; membrane. Gene Ontology annotation, biological process: GPI anchor biosynthetic process. Bases 1 to 1095 code for a protein of 364 amino acids. NCBI's taxonomy places the organism in Eukaryota, Fungi, Mucoromycota, Mucoromycetes, Mucorales, Mycotyphaceae. The record is from RefSeq and is a predicted model, not a curated record. The transcript is spliced from 5 exons.